Nannospalax galili (Upper Galilee mountains blind mole rat) is the source of this 900-nucleotide messenger RNA. Its product is annotated as olfactory receptor 2H1-like. The coding region runs from base 1 to 900 and encodes 299 amino acids. The record is from RefSeq and is a predicted model, not a curated record. The transcript has a single exon. Gene Ontology annotation, biological process: G protein-coupled receptor signaling pathway. Gene Ontology annotation, molecular function: G protein-coupled receptor activity; olfactory receptor activity. Lineage: Eukaryota; Metazoa; Chordata; Mammalia; Rodentia; Spalacidae. Gene Ontology annotation, cellular component: membrane.
AUGGUCAACCAGAGCUCCACAGUGGGCUUCCUCCUCCUGGGCUUCUCCGAACACCCACACCUGGAAAAGGUUCUCUUUGUGGUCGUCCUGUGCUGCUACCUCCUCACCCUCCUGGGAAACACACUCAUCCUCCUGCUGGCCACGCUGGACCCCAGGCUCCACUCCCCAAUGUACUUCUUCCUCUCCAACCUCUCCUUCUUGGACCUCUGCUUCACCACCACCUGUGUCCCCCAGAUGCUGGUCAACCUCUGGGGCCCCACAAAGACCAUCAGCUUCCUGGGCUGCUCUGUCCAGCUCUUCAUCUUCACAUCCCUGGGAACUACAGAAUGCAUCCUCCUGACAGUGAUGGCCUUUGACCGCUAUGUGGCUGUGUGCCAGCCCCUGCACUAUGUCACCAUCAUCCACCCCCACCUGUGCCGGCAGCUGGCAGCUGUAGCCUGGACUAUAGGUCUUGUCCCUGCACUAUGUCACCAUCAUCCACCCCCACCUGUGCCGGCAGCUGGCAGCUGUGGCAUGGACUAUAGGUCUGGUCCCAUCCAUACGACCCUAAUGGCUGUUGCCAGUGUUGUCAUCUUGGUUGUUCCUCUGAGCCUCAUCCUUGUCUCCUAUGCUGCCAUAGCCCGGGCAGUGCUGAGGAUGAACUCAGCAGAGGCAUGGAAAAAGGCUUUGGGGACCUGCUCCUCCCACCUCAUUGUGGUCAGCCUCUUCUACAGCUCAGUCAUUGCUGUCUAUCUACAGCCCAAAAAUCCCUAUGCUCGUGAGCGGGGCAAGUUCUUUGGUCUCUUCUAUACGGUGGGCACUCCUACACUAAACCCUCUUGUAUACACCCUGAGGAACAAGGAGGUAAAGAGGGCGUUCUGGAGGCUGCUGGGGAAGGAUGGGGACUCCCGUGAGAGCUGA